Messenger RNA from Cephus cinctus (wheat stem sawfly), 974 nucleotides. RefSeq lists its product as uncharacterized. NCBI's taxonomy places the organism in Eukaryota, Metazoa, Arthropoda, Insecta, Hymenoptera, Cephidae. Gene Ontology annotation, molecular function: nucleic acid binding. The record is from RefSeq and is a predicted model, not a curated record.
CUUACUUCAGAACGCGAAAUCAUGGAUAUUAAUCCUCAUCACGUUUUUUAUCUUUUUAAAUCAAUGUUUGAAGAACGCUAUGGGUGUUUUAAUAUAUCUAAUUUAAAAAACCAAAACAGUGUUGAUUCUAAUAUAGCUACUGAAUUAUUUAAUAUGUUUAUAUCGUUAUGCGAUGAAUCAUCUGAAAUAAUAAUUGAAGAUUCUUUGGACAUGAAUAGAGAAGGUUCUGAAUUUGUAGACAAUGAAGAUGGUAACGAAAAUAAUAUCAACGAACUUGAUGAUUCUUUAUCACAAGAGUUUAAUUCUCAAAUGUACGAAAUAGAAAAAUAUAUAAAAAAUAAAUUUACCGAAGCAAGAGAAAAACGUUUACCUGUUCAUGACAUUGAUCUCCGUCGCUGGGCUAUUGAAGAAGCAAGAAGAAUCGAAUUAAACAAAUUUAAAGGCAGCCCUUCUUUUAUUAAAAAUCUGAAAUUUCGGCUUCGUAUCUGUUCAAGAAAAGUAACUAAACUGGUAACCAAAAAUUAUUCAAAUGAAAAAGUUGAAACAGAAGAGCGAAAAGCUGCUCACUUACAAUUUACCAACUCUAAAAUACCUCAAUAUAAUUUGGAUUUUAUAAUGAAUUCUAAUCAAUCUGGUUUUUCAAAAGAAUAUUUUUCAACAAGAACUUUAAGUUUUCGUGGCGAGAAAGAUACAUUACAAUCAGUAAAAAGUAUUUCUAAUACCACUCAUUCUUAUACAAUUCAACCAAUAAUCACAGCAUCAGGUAAACUUUUAUCUCCUAUGUUAAUAUGCUUACAAGAAACUACUGGUAAUGAGUUUGGACCCCGUGUUAGUUUAGAAAUAAUAAAAAAUACACCGAAUAAUUUAAUAGUAGUUUGUAGUAAAUCUGGAAAACUGACGAAGGAACACGUUAAAAAAUGGCUUGCCGGUUGCUUAAUACCUCAAAUUAAAGAAAAAACGUUAGUUUUAUUAGA